ACCCCAAUAAUUACGCUAGAAAAAAAAAAUGAAAUUAAAGUGCAAGAAACCCAUGACCCCACCCCCACCAUGAUCCCCCACGAACCCCCACCCUCUUUGCUUCAAAAUUCAACUCCCCUAUUCCUCUACACCUUCACUCUCUCUGUAACACAACUCCUGAACCUUUACUAUUAUUAUUAUCAUGAACUCUUUCUUAUAAAAAUAAAAAUAUGUCUGCUAAUUACAAAAAUGGCUCUGUGAAGACCAAAUCAAUCUCAACGUCAUCUUCUUCAUCUUUUUCUUCUGGUUACAAAUCUAAACCGUCGGUGACGUCAUCUCUCCGCCGUAACAGCACCGGUUCCGCCGCUAAUUCCGCUGCCGGACUUCACAAGGAUACUCCUGGAGUUUCUGGGAGAGUUCGAGUGGCUGUAAGGUUAAGACCGCGAAAUAGUGAGGAGCUCUCGACCGAUGCUGAUUUUGCUGAUUGUGUGGAGCUGCAGCCUGAGCUUAAGAGAUUGAAACUCCGAAGGAAUAACUGGGAUUCAGAUACAUUUGAAUUUGACGAAGUUCUUACGGAAUUCGCUUCGCAAAAGCGUGUUUACGAAGUUGUAGCAAAGCCUGUUGUGGAGAGUGUCUUGGAGGGAUAUAAUGGAACAGUUAUGGCAUAUGGACAAACCGGUACCGGAAAAACUUAUACACUUGGAAAACUUGGAGAUGAAGAUACUUCCGCACGUGGAAUCAUGGUUCGUGCAGUGGAAGAUAUAUUUGCUGAAACAGAUUCUAUCUCCGUGUCAUAUAUACAGCUGUACAUGGAGAUGAUCCAAGAUCUUCUUGAUCCAGCUAAUGAUAAUUUAAGUAUAAUGGAAGAUCCAAAAACUGGAGAUAUUACACUCCCUGGUGCUAGUUUGAUAGAGGUUAGGGACCAACAAAGUUUCGUUGAACUGUUACGGUUAGGUGAAGCACAUCGGUUUGCUACUAACACCAAGCUCAAUACCGAAUCUUCUCGUAGUCAUGCCAUUUUAAUGGUGCAUGUUAAGAAGUCUGUGGGUGUUUCUGGUGAAAAUGUUAAUAGCAAGUCUCACAUGAAUAGAACAAUGAAGCCACCGGUUGUACGCAAGGGCAAGCUUAUUGUCGUGGAUCUUGCUGGUUCUGAGCGUAUCGAUAAGUCAGGUAGUGAAGGACAUACCUUAGAGGAAGCUAAAUCGAUAAAUCUUUCAUUAAGCGCACUUGGAAAAUGUAUAAAUGCAUUGGCGGAAAACAGUUCUCAUGUUCCUGUUCGUGAUUCCAAGCUUACAAGAUUGCUUCGAGAUUCGUUUGGAGGCACAGCAAGAACUUCUCUUGUUAUAACCAUUGGUCCAUCUCCUCGUCAUAGAGGAGAGACAUCAAGUACUAUAAUGUUUGGGCAAAGAGCUAUGAAGGUAGAAAAUAUGUUAAAGAUAAAGGAAGAGUUUGAUUACAAAAGUUUAGCCCGAAAGCUUGACGUACAAGUAGAAUCUCUCAUUGCACAACACGAAAGACAGCAGAAAACAUAUCAAGAUGAGAUUGAGAAAAUCUCACUUGAAGCGAAGAAACAAUUAUCUCAAGCUGAAAAAAGCUUUGCGGAUUCUUUGGAGAAGGAAAGAGUGAAAUAUCAAAGAGACUGUAUGGAGUCGAUAAAGAAGCUUGAAGCGCAAUUGGCAGUAAAUAAAAUUAAAGAAGAAAGCCUUCGUAAUAAACCUAAUGAAGAACUCAUCGAACUUAAGAAGUUACUGGAGAAUGAAACACGCUUAAGGAAAACUGCAGAAGAAGAGGUUAAAAAUCUUCAAAAUCAAGUAGUCCAAUGGAAAAGAUCAGAGGUGGCGGGAAACGCUGAAAUCGUAAAGCUUCGCAAGAUGCUGGAAGACGAGGUUCAUCAGAGAGAGAAGCUUGAAGAAGAAAUAUCUGUGUUACAAAAUCAGCUACUGCAGUUAAGCUUUGAUGCCGAUGAGACAAGAAAACAGCUGGAGAGUGGUGAUCAUAGUGCAGAAAUGACGGUAGACAUGGGUUCCCUCAUCUCUCCCGUUAGGCAACCGCAGAUGAAGCAUUCAGGGGAGCAAGAAAAGGGCUCGGUGGCAAAACUAUUUGAGCAAGUUGGAUUGCAAAAGAUUUUAUCACUACUUGAAGCGGAAGACCCUGAUGUGCGAAUCCAUGCUGUGAAAGUUAUUGCAAAUUUGGCGGCUGAAGCAACCAAUCAGGAAAAGAUUGUAGAAGCCGGUGGUCUUACAUCCUUGUUAGACCUUCUUACAAGCUCUGAUGAUGAAAACAUCCAUCGAGUUGCUGCAGGCGCAAUUGCAAACCUAGCAAUGAACGAAACCAACCAGGAGCUUAUAAUGUCUCAAGGGGGUAUCAGUUUGCUCGCAAUGACCGCACAAAAUGCCGAUGAUCCUCAAACUCUUCGGAUGGUGGCUGGAGCCAUUGCUAACCUUUGCGGCAACGACAAACUGCAGCUAGUGUUAAGAGCUGAAGGAGGUAUUAAGGCCUUGUUAAGUAUGGUAAGAUGUAGACAUCCGGACGUUCUUGCUCAAGUGGCACGUGGAAUUGCGAAUUUUGCAAAAUGCGAGUCGAGAGCAUCCACUCAAGGAAUUAAAAGCGGGAAGUCCCUCUUGAUCGAGGACGGUGCACUUGGGUGGAUUGUAAAGAACGCGAACAAUGAAGCCUCACCAAUCAGACGGCAUAUCGAGCUUGCUCUUUGCCACCUGGCACAACAUGAAGUAAAUGCUAAAGACAUGAUAUCCGGGGGUGCGUUAUGGGAGCUUGUUCGAAUCUCACGGGAUUGUUCAAGAGAGGACAUUAGGAUUCUUGCGCGGCGUACAUUGUCUUCAAGUCCUAGUUUUCAGGUCGAGUUAAAACGGUUAAGAUUAAACUCUGGUUGAAGAGAUAGAGGGAGAAACGAGAUUGAGAUUAUUUGAAAACUAAUUUGUGAUUUUUUAGCCAUUUGAUCGUUUUUCGUGAGAAUAGGAGGUUUUCGUUUGGUUGUAGUAGCUAAGGUUGAUGAUGAUGAUGAUGCAUAUUCCUUAUUUUUGGUAAGUUGUAAUUAUGUAAUGUUUUAUUUGAGUUAUAUGAUGAAGCUUGACAGAAACAACUAAACUAUAGUACCAACUUUGACUUAUGUUGUG
Messenger RNA from Helianthus annuus (common sunflower), 3113 nucleotides. RefSeq names its product kinesin-like protein KIN-UA. Lineage: Eukaryota; Viridiplantae; Streptophyta; Magnoliopsida; Asterales; Asteraceae. The transcript is spliced from 18 exons. The record is from RefSeq and is a predicted model, not a curated record. Gene Ontology annotation, biological process: microtubule-based movement. Gene Ontology annotation, molecular function: microtubule motor activity; ATP binding; microtubule binding. The coding region runs from base 210 to 2870 and encodes 886 amino acids.